AUGGGUAUCUCAGAAAUGGCCAAAACAGUGCAAGCUAUUCCCAUUACAUUUGGUUUCCCACUAGAACUUGAUAUUAAGUCCCUAUUGCUGAAGAUAUCGUAUACUUUGGUCACAGAACAUGGCAAAAUCAAGCUGCUGCUAUCAAGUUCCUCCCUGCAGGCUACCCCAGCUUUGGCUCCACAAAAUGUGCUUGGUACCAACGUGGGCAGCGUGUACAACACUAAAAAAGUAGGCAAGAAACUCAACAUCCGGCUUAAGAAAGGUUCCAAAGGACUGGGGUUCAGCAUCACCUCCCAGGACGUUUCUAUAGGCGGUUUAGUUCCCAUUUAUGUCAAGAACAUCCUUCCUCGAGGGGCCGCCAUUGAAGGUGGCAGACUCAAGGCAGGAGACCCGCUCAUAGAGGUCAACGGCGUAGAUUUAGCAGGGAAGUCCCAGGAGGAAGUUGUUUCCCUGUUGAGAAGCACCAAGGUGGAAGGGACCGUGAGCCUUCUGAUCUUUUGCCAGGAAGACGCUUUCCACCCAAGGGAACGGAACACUGAAUCAAGCCAGAUGCAGAUUCCAAAAGAAACGAAACCGGAGGAUGAGGAGGUUGUUCUCACUCCUGAUGGGACCAGGGAGUUUCUGACCUUUGAAGUCCCCCUUAAUGACUCGGGAUCUGCAGGACUUGGAGUCAGCAUCAAAGGGAACCGUUCCAAAGAGAACCACGCAGAUCUGGGAAUCUUCGUGAAGUCCAUUAUUAAUGGCGGAGCUGCAUCCAAAGAUGGAAGACUGAGAGUGAAUGACCAGCUGAAAGCUGUAAAUGGAAAGUCGCUGCUGGGCAAAGCCAACCAGGAAGCCAUGGAGACUCUGCGGAGGUCCAUGUCCACCGAGGGCAACAAGCGAGGAAUGAUCCAGCUCAUCGUGGCCAGGCGGAUCAGCAAAUGCAAUGAGCUUCGGUUUCCUGGGAGCCCUGCCGCCCCUGAGCUGCCCAUCGAGACAGAACUGGAUGACCGGAAACGCAGGAUCUCACACUCCCUCUACAGCGGGAUUGAGGGGCUGGACGAAUCGCCCACCAGGAAUGCAGCACUCAACAGGAUAAUGGGAACAUAG
Molecule: messenger RNA, 1089 nt
Organism: Arvicola amphibius (Eurasian water vole)
Lineage: Eukaryota; Metazoa; Chordata; Mammalia; Rodentia; Cricetidae
Product: partitioning defective 3 homolog
Biological process (GO): cell adhesion; establishment of cell polarity; establishment of centrosome localization
Cellular component (GO): apical junction complex; adherens junction; cell cortex
Molecular function (GO): phosphatidylinositol binding; protein binding
Source: RefSeq, a predicted model, not a curated record